UUCACCCGUUAGCCCAGCUGUGCUCUACCUGCUCCCUGACAUGGUUCUCUACCAGGGGGCUCAAGAGCAUGGACUCUGCUACCAUCAAAGUCUUCUCUGCAUAUCCCUCAUUCCUCAGACCUCCCUUCAACCCCAACAGAGACCCUAACAGGACCCGAGCCCACCUACUGCUGCACAGUGCCAAGCCAUGACCGUCACCUACACAAACAAAGUAGCUAAUGCCCGUCUCGGUUCCUUCUCCUGCCUGCUCCUGUGUUGGCGUGGCAGCAUCUACAAGCUGCUGUGUGGGGAAUUCCUCAUCUUCAUGUUCCUCUACUACGCCAUCCGUGGAGUCUAUAGAAUGGCUCUCUCGAAUGAACAGCAGCUGUUGUUUGAGAAGCUGGCUCUGUACUGCGACAGCUACAUUCAGCUCAUCCCUAUAUCCUUUGUUCUGGGUUUCUAUGUGACGUUGGUGGUGACCCGCUGGUGGAACCAGUACGAGAGCUUGCCUUGGCCGGACCGCCUUAUGAGCCAGGUGUCAGGCUUCGUGGAGGGCAAGGACGAGCAAGGUCGGCUGCUGCGGCGCACACUCAUCCGCUAUGCCAUCCUGGGCCAAGUGCUUAUCCUGCGCAGCGUCAGCACCGCGGUCUUCAAGCGCUUUCCCACUCUUCUGCACCUGGUGCGAGCAGGCUUUAUGACCAAUGAGGAGUAUAAGCAUUUGCAGAAGUUGGGCCUACCACACAACUCAUUCUGGGUGCCCUGGGUGUGGUUUGCCAACCUGUCAAUGAAGGCCUAUGUUGGAGGUCGAAUCCGGGACACUGUCUUGCUCCAGAGCAUGAUAAACGAGAUGUGCACCUUGCGCACUCAGUGUGGACAUCUGUAUGCCUACGACUGGAUCAGCAUCCCACUGGUGUACACACAGGUGGUGACAGUGGCAGUGUACAGCUUUUUCCUCGCAUGCUUGGUGGGGCGACAGUUUUUGAACCCGGCCAAGAACUACCCCGGCCACGAGAUGGACCUCGUCGUGCCUGUCUUCACCAUCCUACAAUUCCUAUUUUACAUGGGCUGGCUGAAGGUGGCAGAGCAGCUCAUCAACCCCUUCGGAGAGGAUGACGAUGAUUUUGAGACCAACUGGAUCAUUGACAGAAACCUGCAGGUAUCCCUGUUGUCUGUGGAUGAGAUGCACCAGGAUUUGCCUCCCAUGGAGCGUGAUAUGUACUGGAAUGAGGCAGAGCCUCAGCCACCCUACACAGCUGCUUCUGUCCAGUAUCGUCGACCUUCCUUCUUGGGCUCCACCUUCAACAUCAGCCUGGACAAAGAAGACAUGGAGUUUCAGUCAAAUGAGGAUGAUGAAGAUGAGGAGAACCCUGGCGGCAUCAUUGGACGCUUCUUAGGGCUGCAGUCCACUGAUCACCAUCCUCCCAGGACAGAUUCAAAGACCAAACUAUUGUGGUCCAAGAAGGACCCCUACCUCGAGGGCCAUAAGGCCAAGCAGGAAGAUAAUGCCUGGAAACUUAAGGGUCUGGAUACCUUCAGGGCCACUCCACUGUUUGAAAGGCCAGGCUACCACAGUGCCCCACAGACACCACUCAGCCAUACUCCCAUGGUCUUCCCUCCUGAGCAGUCAGCAGCCUCCAAGCCUUACUUAGUCACAGGUGAUGGGCAUUCCCGAGAGCACCAAACAAAGAGGAAAACUGUGGAGUUUAACUUGAACAUUCCGAAGAAGAGCCCCACAGAACGUACUAGAAAACACCAUUUGGACCAGGGGCCAACCAACACACACACUACACGGAAGGAGCACGUAGAGCCCCAUCCCACCUUGGAAAACAGGGAUGAAGCUGGCACCUAACCUGUUCCUAAGACUGAUGCUUCACGGCCUGGUCCUCACCUGCACGAAUGCCAGCAGGACACUGACCCAGUCAGAGGCACACAGUGUGUGAGACACCCGAGAGUAUGUUCCCAUGACAGUCUGGCAAGUAAUUCAGAACCAGGGGUGCUGAGUCCUGUCUGAACACACCUGUGUCUUACGGUCUUUCCCAAACUAAGGAGUUUAAUAAAUAUAAGUGUUCUUUUUA
Messenger RNA from Peromyscus eremicus (cactus mouse), 2054 nucleotides. RefSeq names its product bestrophin 1 (gene Best1). NCBI's taxonomy places the organism in Eukaryota, Metazoa, Chordata, Mammalia, Rodentia, Cricetidae. The transcript has 12 exons. The record is from RefSeq and is a predicted model, not a curated record. Gene Ontology annotation, molecular function: chloride channel activity. Bases 188 to 1828 code for a protein of 546 amino acids.